Molecule: messenger RNA, 183 nt
Organism: Penicillium taxi
Lineage: Eukaryota; Fungi; Ascomycota; Eurotiomycetes; Eurotiales; Aspergillaceae
Exons: 2
Coding region: 1-183 (60 amino acids)
Source: RefSeq, a predicted model, not a curated record
AUGGCUGGUCGGGACGUGCGAGAUCCUUUCUGCAGCCACGGAUUCCAGUAUCUUGCCCAGCGUCGCGAGGAGCGAAAUUGGCCUCCAUGCCUUCGCAAUGGUGUAGUUUUCCUUGUUCGGCUUUUUGAGCGGUAUAAUCUUUAUAUGUUUCUACUAUCUCGGCAACUUGCCUUCUUCCAGUAA